Molecule: messenger RNA, 739 nt
Organism: Staurois parvus
Lineage: Eukaryota; Metazoa; Chordata; Amphibia; Anura; Ranidae
Source: the annotation of a GenBank genome assembly
AUGGCCGAUGCAGGAGAGGCAUCCCAGCUACCCUUCGAUGGCAAGUGUGACGCCUGUGAACCCGAUGAAGCCAAGGAGGCCGUGGUCGUUUGCGAACAGUGUGCGUUUUCCUACUGUGACACCCAUGCAGAAGAACACAAAAAGCAAUACGCCGGCCACAGGCUUACAGACAUCGCGGAGCUCUUCGCUUUGGAAGAAAUGACCCCGGUCGGUGAUCCAGAGACAGACAAGAAGAAGAAGCAGGCGUCAGACAGGAAGAACUGCCCCUUGCACAAGCAGGAGCUGAGCCUCUACUGCAAAGAGGACUCCAAAAUCAUCUGCGUCUUGUGCGCCGUGGCUGGGGACCACCGCCAACACCAGCUGAUCACGCUCAACGAGGCCUAUCAGGAGAUGAAGAAAAGAAAGCCCAUUGACCUGAAGCUGGCCAUGGGGGACAUGGUGGAGAAACUGAAGGAGAAGCUCCUCAACCCCAAUAUAACACGCAGUGACCUAAAGAGCUUCAUCCAGAAGGAGUUUGACCACAUGAAGCAGCUGGUACACGAGGAGGAGAAGAAGGCCCUGCACUUUGUGGACCUCCAGGAGGCUGUGGCCUCAGCCCAUGUGACUGAAGUCCUCGCCGAGCUCAACGUCCACAUGGGCAAGCUAAUGACGGAAAUGGCGGAGAUCACACGGCAGCUGAACAGCUUUAAUCAACUGGUAAUGCAGAAACCAGAGAACCCAGAUGAAGACUCGGGGUAAG